Austrofundulus limnaeus is the source of this 911-nucleotide messenger RNA. Its product is annotated as dual specificity protein phosphatase 13 isoform A. Gene Ontology annotation, biological process: negative regulation of MAPK cascade; protein dephosphorylation. Bases 193 to 750 code for a protein of 185 amino acids. The record is from RefSeq and is a predicted model, not a curated record. Gene Ontology annotation, cellular component: cytoplasm. The transcript is spliced from 3 exons. NCBI's taxonomy places the organism in Eukaryota, Metazoa, Chordata, Actinopteri, Cyprinodontiformes, Rivulidae. Gene Ontology annotation, molecular function: MAP kinase phosphatase activity; protein tyrosine/serine/threonine phosphatase activity.
GCGUGUGUUUGUUGUUCUGCCCUCUGAACGAGUAAGACUACACGCCGGGUUAGGCACCAGAUUGGGUAACGGUCCAGUGACGGCACCUGCUCGUACCGAUCAUCUGGAGCCGGAGGAAGACUGAGACCGCUUUAAUACGACAAAACAUUUUGGCUGGCAGUUGAUCCAAGACGAGAGAUUUGGACCUAAAAAAUGCCAACCAUGAAAGACAAGAGAAAAGAAUACCUGACUGUGAAGGACCUGCAGAAGGUUUUGGACUCAUGUAAGCUACACCUCAAUCAAAUCGAUGAAGUGUGGCCCAACAUAUACAUAGGAAAUGUGGCAGUAGCCCAAAACAAGGCCGCCCUGCUGAAAUUAGGUAUAACUCAUGUGUUAAACGCUGCUCACUCCAAGCGAGGCAGCGUAGGGAACCAAGGCUUUUAUGGCAACGACUUUGUGUAUUUUGGCAUUCCAGCAGACGACUCGACUCACUUUGAUCUGGAUGUUUACUUUCAGCCCGCGGCAGAUUUUAUUCAUAAAGCUCUGAAGUCACCUGGCGGGAAGGUGCUGGUGCACUGCAUCAUGGGAAUGAGCCGCUCGUCGACCUUGGUGCUGGCCUACCUCAUGAUCUACCACCGCCUUCCGCUCAAACAGGCUUUGCAGAAACUGAUCCAGAAGAGGGCCAUUUACCCCAACAGGAAUUUCCUGGCUUUGCUGCUGGAUCUGGAUCUGCAGCUGACAAAGAAAAAGAAAUCGUGCCAGAUCCUGUGAUCCAGAGGCGUUUUACGCAUCCGCAGCCAAAGCAGCUGUGUGGCUUCUUGGCGCGACGCUGUCAAGCUGUUUGUUGACCCGGGCGCUGCAAACCGAGACAUUUCUACUGAAAAUCCACAGCCGUGGAGUGCGGUUUAACAGAUGACAGAAUUACGUUGAGA